Didymella exigua CBS 183.55 is the source of this 3873-nucleotide messenger RNA. RefSeq names its product ISWI chromatin-remodeling complex ATPase ISW2. Gene Ontology annotation, biological process: positive regulation of transcription by RNA polymerase II. Lineage: Eukaryota; Fungi; Ascomycota; Dothideomycetes; Pleosporales; Didymellaceae. The record is from RefSeq and is a predicted model, not a curated record. The transcript has a single exon. Gene Ontology annotation, molecular function: DNA binding; ATP-dependent chromatin remodeler activity; ATP binding. Gene Ontology annotation, cellular component: nucleus. Bases 1 to 3873 code for a protein of 1290 amino acids.
AUGACGGACCCUUCGCGCCGUCUGCUAGGCAAUCCCUUGCCCUCCACCCCCCAGCGCCGAGGUGGUCACCUUGAGAACCUACUUGCGCAAUUUGGUUCCCAGAAUUCUGCUGAGUCGGUCACUAAGACACGCAGAGUUCCUACUCAAGCUACACCGAAGCAGGAGGCAUUCCUUGCUCCGAGCAUCCCGGAGAGCAAACGAAAGCUGCGACAUCAGCAAACACCCAACUACGCUCAUCCGCGUUCUUCCACGACCGGCACUCCUGAGUCGCCCAAAAAGCCAACCGCGAAGAAGCCGGCCACUCGCAAAGCCUCCCCGAAAGACAACAGCUCUUCCCUUUCAGACCCCUCAUCCGGCGACUCCGAAGACGAGCUUGCACAGCCGCCGCUCCGCGCCCGGGGCUACAAGAAGAAUCUCCGGAGCAACGAUAAAUACAGCGACCUCAAGAUGGAGGCGAGGAAGAAGACGAGAGAUCUCGACGGGCCAAAGCGUCGAAGCGGUCGACACACAAGAGUUCUUGAGUCCGACACUGUGCCAGUACAGAAACAUGCGCCUUCACCACGACGCAAAGCCGCCCAGCCGCCCAAGCUUGACACCACACGCGCCCGUCUUCGAGACGAGAUUGCUCGCAAAUCCAAGGCAAAGGCGAACAACUUCCUCGUUGCGAACAAAGACUACUUCCUUCCCCUAUUGCCUCCCAACAACUACGUCAGUAAGCUUGUCAUAAGCCAUAACGUCAGACCGGUCGUCGAGUACAAAGAGCUCAAGGAGCAACCGAAGGGCGUCACUGCGACAAUGAAGCCUUACCAACUUUCUGGUCUCUCAUACAUGGUGCACCUGUACAACAACGGUUUCUCAGGCAUUCUUGGUGACGAGAUGGGGCUGGGGAAGACGCUACAGACUUUAUCCCUGUUCCAGUAUCUUGAGGAGCUUGACCGCAAGAUGGGCGCCACCUCAGAAGAGCUUCGUCCAUACCUGGUCGUCUGUCCGCUCAGUGUGCUGAACUCAUGGGUCACCGAGGCUCAGAAGUGGGUGCCGGAACUGAAGGUUCUUCGAAUCCACGGCACAAAGAACGAGCGUGAUCGCCUGAAACGUGUCGCUACUGGUAUGGAGGAUAUGCAAGGGCAUGAGACUGAGCUGUUGAAGGGCCGGAAGGCUUCGCGCAAAGCUGGGUUGAAGCGUUCAGCAUAUGAAGACUCAGGGUCAUCAUACAAGAUCAUUGUCACAACGUACGACACAUUUCAGGCCGACGCCAGUUGGUUCAAGCAUUCGUUCCUGUGGCGAUACGUCGUACUCGAUGAAGGCCACAAGAUCAAAAGCAAUACAACCAAUAUCUCGACAUCGCUGCGGAAUGUCAAUUCAGAGUACCGCAUGAUUCUGACAGGCACGCCGCUUCAGAACAAUCUGCUUGAGAUGUGGGCUCUACUAGCUUGGCUUUAUCCUGACGUCUUCACGGAGAAUACUCAGGACCUGUUCAGGGACUCUUUUGAUCUAACUCGAGGCAAGGUCAAUAAGAAGACAAUGGACGAUGCGCGCCAUCUGCUCGAGCUCGUCAUGCUGCGUCGCAUGAAGGAUAGCCCGAAUGUCAAUCUGGGCUUGCCACCAAAGGAAGAGAUCCUGCUCUACGUUCCUUUGACCCCCAUGCAGAGGUUUUGGUACACCCGACUUCUGACUCGCGUCGGUCAAGGCAUGCUCAACGAUCUGUUUGCGAACGGCAAAGAGAAGGAGAAGGCCACCAUCGAACAGGACAAGCAAGACGACGUUCUGCUGGAGAGAAUGCAGCAACUGGAGACUAGACCUGAUACCAUCGGUGACCAGGGCGAGUGGGAAGAGACGGCGCAGAUCAUGCGUCAAGCUCUGAAGAAGGAGCAGGAAACUAACACAGUCACCAACAAAUCUGCGUGGCAGAAGUUGAUGAACCUAGUCAUGCAGCUACGCAAGUGUUGCUCUCACCCAUACCUCUUGCCUGGCGUGUCUCCAGACCCCUACUAUCUCGGCGAGCACAUCAUUCGUGCGUCUGGCAAGUUCAUACUACUUGACAAGCUCCUGAAGCACACUGUUCUUGAGCAAGGCAAGAAAGUACUCAUCUUCUCCGGGUUUACCCACACAUUGGACUGUUGCGAAGAUCUCUUGUCCAUGAUUAGCAACCAUGGAACAGAGUUCAAGCAUCUCCGCCUCGAUGGUAGUACUGGACGCGCGCGUCGCAACCUUGACAUUCGCCUCUUCAACCAGGCAGGAUCGGAUUACAAGGUAAUGCUCCUGUCGACUCGUGCUGGUGGUCUUGGUAUCAACCUCACCAGCGCUCAAGACGUUAUCUUCCUGGACGAGGACUGGAACCCUCAGAUCACUCUACAAGCUGAGGCGCGAGCUCAUCGCAUCGGACAGACACAGCCUGUCACGAUCUACAAGCUCUGCACACAGGGCACAGUCGAAGAGCAAAUGAUGGGACGCAUCCGCAAGAAGUUGUAUCUCUCGGCGAAGAUCACAGAGUCAAUGCGUAACGUUCAUUAUGAACAGACUCCAGCGAAAGCGAAGGCUUCGGUCGCGGACGAUAUGCCACAGAUGGACUCGACACAGCUGAAGACCCUGAUCCGUCGAGGAGCUCAGACACUCUCCCACCCUGAGAUCGACGUGACUGAGAUGCUCUCAUGGGACCUUCCCACUAUGAUGGCAAAGUGUAGAGACAAGCCGGCAGACGAAACGCAUACUAUUGAUCCACAACACCCUGAAGCUGACGAGGAGAAGUGGCUCUCUGUCAUGGAGCGUGUUGAGUGUGCCGUGUUUGACGGCAAACGUUUUCAGCGUCAGAAAGAAGACCAAUCUAAUGCAGCCGCUGCCAACAUCCUUCCUGAUAGCAUCACGCGCGAGGACCGACGUCGAGGCAAAAACACAACAGUCAUGGUCGACGGCUUUGCCGUUAGUAAAGAGUCCAUGAAUUGUGGUGAUUGGGAAGCAGUCCCGACUUUUGCAGGAAAAGAUGCAAGCCUUGCGGAUCCAGUCAAGGAGAAGAAGCGAGAGAUCUCGCACGAAGAGCACUGUCUUGAAUGCUUCAACGGCGAUGAAUCAGGCCAUCUGGUCGAAUGCAAGUCUUGCCCUAGGGCAUAUCAUUAUGACUGUCUUACAUCAGAAUACCAGUCAAAGGUCAAGGGCUUUAACGGCUUCUACUGCUCCCAGCACAACUGUGUUGACUGCGGAAAGAAUACAACCGACGCCGGCGGCCUGAUCUUCAGGUGCAGAUGGUGUCCUCAUGGCUUCUGUGAGGACUGCUUGGAGUGGGACAAGACCACCCUUGUCGGCCAGAACCUCCCCGAAUUGGAGAUCAUGGGGGAGCCUUCUCCAAGCGGAGGCUUUUACAUCAAAUGCCCGGACUGUGUCGAGGCAUGCGAGAAUAGUAAGCAGCAUAGCGAGUGGAUGACGAACACUGAGAUCGACUAUCAAGAGCAGCAUGAUGCAUGGCUGAAGGAGCGCAAGGAGGCAGAGCACCAGCUCGAACAGAAUGCCGCUGCUGUCAACAGCUCCAACGCCCCGGCCGCCGCUAUCGCCAACGAGGCCAACACAAUUCACAACGGACGACUACCCACACUCGAGGCGCCUGAGCAGCGCGAAGAGCACGUGAUCUUUCUUGAUGAGGCCGUUCUUCCGUCGCCACCUGCGCUCACGGACACCUCGCUCCCCACCCCAGCGAUCGGUGGCUCGCGCAUCAGCACGCCCACUAUUACCGAGCAGCAGCAGAAGGUCCCCGCGAAGGCGAAGCGGUACGCCUCAGGCGACGGUUACAGCGAGACGAGGUUCGAGAAGAAGGCGCGACUUGAUGGACAGGCCUGGAGCAUCGACGACGACCCGCUAUUUGGCGGUUUGGCAGGCAGCCGUUAG